AUGGCUUUGCAGAUGAGUUGGGUUCCUGAGCCUCCGUCCGACGAACAGUCCUUCGCGUCUAUAAAGGCCGGUAUCGAAGCUGCCCCUCCUGGUGCAAAGGUUUUCCUGAAUAGUGGGGAAUUCUAUGGGAAUUCACCACAGACAGCCAAUCUAGAGCUUUUGAACAGGUUCUUUACCAAGUAUCCUGAAUAUGCCGAGCGAACGUUCUUAUCUGUUAAAGGCGCAAUUAUUGUAGAUGAACGCGGCUUUACACCUGAUUGCUCCGAGGCUGGCAUUGAGCGUAGUAUCAACAACAUCGUCGAGAAGCUCGGUCCAAACAAAAAGCUCGAUUUGUUCGAACCGGCCCGUAUCGAUCCCAAGGUCCCUAUAGAGCAGACCAUGGCCACGCUCAAUAGAUAUGUUCAGUCUGGAAAGAUAGGAUCUAUCGGUUUGUCUGAAUGCUCAGAAGCCACUCUAACACGGGCAAGCAAGGUCGGGAAAGUUGCAGCCGUCGAGAUAGAAGUUUCGUUGUGGACAUAUGAGGAAGAAACACGAAAAGUGAUUACUACUGCCCGCGAACUCGGUAUCACUGUAAUCGCAUACUCGCCUCUUGGGAGAGGAUUUUUGACUGGCAAAUUCAACCCAGAAGGACUAUCUAAACAGGAUCAUAGGAGCCAUAUUCCACGGCUCCAGGGAGAGGCUGUUAAAGCCAAUAUGAAUCUGGUCAAAGAGCUGGGCUCAAUUGCUAAGAGGAAGAAAGUGACAUUAGCUCAGCUUUGCCUGGCAUGGGUAUGCUCAAUUGGCCCACAUGUCGUACCCAUCCCCAGCUCUACGCGUGCAGAGAGGACUUUGGAAAACUUUUCCGCUGCUUCAAUAGCGCUUACCGAAGAAGAUCACGCAGAUAUAAAUCACGCUUUGAACCUUUACCCAGUGUCUGGGGCUCGCUACAGCGAGGGAGGCAUGAAGCUUGUAUGGGGAUAA
This is a messenger RNA of Rhizoctonia solani, 960 nucleotides long. RefSeq names its product aldo/keto reductase family protein. Lineage: Eukaryota; Fungi; Basidiomycota; Agaricomycetes; Cantharellales; Ceratobasidiaceae. The transcript is spliced from 10 exons. Bases 1 to 960 code for a protein of 319 amino acids. The record is from RefSeq and is a predicted model, not a curated record. Gene Ontology annotation, cellular component: cytoplasm.